CGAUAAGUGUUCAGUUUUGAAUAAAAAUUCAUAUAAAACGGAGGAGCGUUGUUGUGGCUUGGGCAAUAUUUGUUCGAAUGUGUCUGAAUACACACACAAACUUCUGUUAUCUUCUCUUCUGAUGCAGCAUUUCUCAAGUUUCUUCCAGCAGAGUUAGGGAAAGAGAGCACCGAAAAUGCUGCAACCGAAGGACACCAAUCCCUUCGAUACGGUGGACGAGCAUGCCCAAGGAUUGGCUUUUGCCGAAAAAAAGAGGGCUAUUGAACAGCGAACUCUGGACUCCACCAACAAGAGCUUGGGUCUGCUCUACGAAGCCCAGGAAAUAGGCAACUCCACUGCUGUGGAGCUGGGAAAGCAGCGGGAGCAGCUGGACAAGGCCACGGCCCAGUUGGACGAGAUGAACUCAACGCUGCGCAUUAACAAAAGUCAGAUAAAUAACCUAAAGAGCGUAUUUGGAUGCGUGAAGAACUUCCUCUCCGGUGACAAAAAUAAGGCAUUGACUGCUGCCAAUAAGUCCUCAAGAGGUGUCAAUAGCAGCACUGACAAUGAAAGAUCUAGCACCUCGGCUCCUCUUCCAUCAACGGAGGGAUACAACAAUCACCAAGUCAGCCAGCUGCGUGAAGAUCCCAAUAGCACAUAUCAUCCCCAGCGGCAGGAGGCAAAUGCCUUCCAGGUCCAGAUCGACGCCAAUCUGGAGGAGAUAGGUAGCAACCUGUCGGUGCUCAAGAUGCUAGCCAAAGAACUGGGUGGUGAAAUUGAGUCGCAGAACGAGCUGCUGGAUAAUCUAAGCAACAAAAUCGAGGAUGUCGAUUUGCAGGUCCACAAGCAGAACCAGGACUUGACCAAGCUGCUAAAGAAAUGAAAAGAGGAUUCCAUUAUAAACAAAUUAUAGUCAUAGCAUGCCGCAAGAUAAAAGAUACCAUUGCAUACACAUAUAUGCCUUACUAUGUUUUAUUAUUAGAAAUUAAGAGUUCUAUAAAAAUGAUGUAAAAUUAUUUUGGGUGGGGUUAUUUUUGGUAUUUACAUAUCUGUUAUCUGUUAUCUUCGGUUCUGAUGCAUUUUAAAACAAAUUAUGACUCAA
This is a messenger RNA of Drosophila subpulchrella, 1081 nucleotides long. Its product is annotated as synaptosomal-associated protein 29-like. Gene Ontology annotation, molecular function: syntaxin binding; SNAP receptor activity. Gene Ontology annotation, biological process: synaptic vesicle priming; exocytosis; synaptic vesicle fusion to presynaptic active zone membrane. Gene Ontology annotation, cellular component: plasma membrane; SNARE complex. The coding region runs from base 176 to 862 and encodes 228 amino acids. The record is from RefSeq and is a predicted model, not a curated record. The transcript is spliced from 3 exons. NCBI's taxonomy places the organism in Eukaryota, Metazoa, Arthropoda, Insecta, Diptera, Drosophilidae.